Lasiodiplodia theobromae is the source of this 558-nucleotide messenger RNA. Its product is annotated as Competence damage-inducible protein. The record is from RefSeq and is a predicted model, not a curated record. The transcript has 4 exons. Lineage: Eukaryota; Fungi; Ascomycota; Dothideomycetes; Botryosphaeriales; Botryosphaeriaceae. Bases 1 to 558 code for a protein of 185 amino acids.
AUGCCUUCCAAGGUCCCCGAAGCUGUCUUCCCUCCGCUCGAGCUCCGCGAGAUCGUCUAUGAGAUUGUCGACUUGCUUAAGGAUAGAGGCGAGACUAUCUCUUGCGGUGAGACGGCCGCAGGUGGUUUGAUCUCGGCAGCGAUCCUCUCGGUGCCCGGUGCGAGCGCAGUGUACAAAGGCGGCCUUACGCUCUACACUCUGGAGUCUCGCCUCGUGUAUGGCGGCUGGACGCAAGAGCAAAUUGACAAUUUCACCGGCCCGUCGAUUCACUGCGUGCUCGGUCUCGCCGAGCAUGUGCGGGGGCAGCUGGGCUCGACCUAUGCCGUGGCCGAGAGUGGGUCGGCUGGCCCUUCGAACUGGGGCAAGACCGACAACAUGAAGGCGGGCUACGUUGCGUUGGCCGUCGCGUCGGCCUCGGGCUGUGUGGAGCGGGAGAUCGAGACGGGGUUGGUGGACCGCGACGCGAACAUGGUCCGGUUCGCGGUCGAGGCAUUGCGGCUGGUCAAGGACGUGAUACAGGCCGACAUGGCCAGGUUCUCGGGGUGGCUGAACUGCUGA